Penicillium oxalicum is the source of this 216-nucleotide messenger RNA. RefSeq lists its product as uncharacterized. The record is from RefSeq and is a predicted model, not a curated record. Bases 1 to 216 code for a protein of 71 amino acids. The transcript has a single exon. Lineage: Eukaryota; Fungi; Ascomycota; Eurotiomycetes; Eurotiales; Aspergillaceae.
AUGCCAUGCGUUUGGCAGGCUGGCAACGAGCACUGCUUGAGGUUGAAGUUGGAAGAUCCAAUAUUUGAUGGAUCUGGCCGCAUGUCCGCACCUGACCAAUCCGUUUUGAUUUUAUUCUUUCAAAUUUUUUUUCUUCUUUCUUGCUCCUUGCUGAAUUUUGCCAUCGACUAUAUGUUUUAUUCGGUUCCUUUACCUCGUAGCAUCCGCACCAACUGA